Molecule: messenger RNA, 597 nt
Organism: Populus nigra (black poplar)
Lineage: Eukaryota; Viridiplantae; Streptophyta; Magnoliopsida; Malpighiales; Salicaceae
Exons: 1
Coding region: 126-362 (78 amino acids)
Source: RefSeq, a predicted model, not a curated record
UCCCUCCCUAUAUAUACAUGUGUGUGUGUACUUGUCUACACGUCAAACACUCUUCAAUAAGGCAGGCAGGAAGGUGUGCAAGGCCUAUAGCGUGAUUUCUGUAAAGAAGAUUUGGCCACUUCCAAAUGGAGAUCAAUAGCAGCAACGACGACAGCAGAGGCAGAAAUGGAGAUGGAGAUCAUGGAUAUGUGGGGUUUCCAAUUCACAGUCAGGUUAUAAAGAUCAGGCAAGAAUUUGACAAGAUCAAGCAUCCAUCUCUACAGCAGCUAGAGGUGAGAGGGGUUGUAAAAUGCAGGAUCAACAGGCAGCGAUCGCGUUCACCACUAGGUCUAGCUGAGAGACCCAUCUCAGUAGGCAACUAACUUUUAGCAGAGAAUUCUCCAGAAUAACAACAAAAAUAUGGAAGAUCAGGAGCUAAGCAUGCAGGAAGCUAGUAUUAAUCAGGUCUAGCGAUCUAAAUAACAAAACCACUUCUUCGUGUAUGGGUUGAAUUUUGUCACGCACACAGCAGUUGUACAUAUCUUUUAUGAUGUAGGACAAGGCUAUAAGGACCUCCAGGAAAGCUUUGAUUUCCUGAUCCGUGCUUCUUUUCUUUGA